Zootoca vivipara (common lizard) is the source of this 5965-nucleotide messenger RNA. It is a transcript of the gene FITM2, whose product is annotated as fat storage inducing transmembrane protein 2. Lineage: Eukaryota; Metazoa; Chordata; Lepidosauria; Squamata; Lacertidae. The record is from RefSeq and is a predicted model, not a curated record. Gene Ontology annotation, molecular function: coenzyme A diphosphatase activity. Gene Ontology annotation, cellular component: endoplasmic reticulum membrane. Gene Ontology annotation, biological process: lipid droplet organization; phospholipid biosynthetic process; lipid storage.
AACGACGCGAGGCUGUGACGCAGUACGUCGGCCAGACGUCCUCUUGGCCGGCGGUCACCGGCUGGCCGCCCUCUGUCGCGGCGUUGAGUCCUCGGAGCCUUGGCGAUGGAGUACAUGGACCGCUCCGCGAGCUUCUUGCGCCCUUACCUGGUGCGCGACGCGGCGCGGAGGACGAUGCCUUUGGGGCUGCUGGGCCUCAUGCUGGGCGGAUCCGUCAUCAAGGAGUGGGCGCCGCUGCCUGAGACCUACAUGAGCAACAAGCGCAACCUGAUUAACAUGUAUUUUGUUAAAGUUGCCUGGGCCUGGACCCUUUGUCUGCUGCUGCCUUUUAUCGGCAUUGCUACCUACCAUGUCACCCGGAGCGUUGCAGUGGUGGUUCGACGUCUCAGUGCUUUGCUGGUUGGCACUGCCAUUUGGUAUUCAUGCACCGGGGUCUUCCUGUACAUUGAGAACCUCACAGGCAGCUGCUACAAAUCUGCGGCCUUUGAUGUACCGCUGGAGGAACAUCCCAACAAAAUACAGUGCCUAAAAGCUGGUGGCUUCUGGAAUGGCUUUGACAUCUCUGGACACUCCUUCCUUCUCUCAUACUGUGCCCUGAUUACUAUAGAGGAGAUGGCUGUGUUGCACAUUGUGAACAUCUCCAAGAACUCCAGAUUGCACAGUGUGGUAAAUGGCUUUUUCCUGGGCUUGAGUUUCUUGACCAUGAUGUGGUUGUGGAUGUUUUUUACCACGGCUGUGUAUUUCCAUAACUUUCCCCAAAAGUUAUUUGGCACGUUGGCGGGUCUCUUGGCUUGGUAUGGAACAUACAAGUACUGGUACCUAACUCCUUUGUCUCCUGGACUUCCUCCGGAAAGAACUAGUUGGAGUUCCCGAAAGUCCAACCGUAGCCUAUAAAAAAAAGUGCCUAUGAGUCAGAUUUUGUUUUAAAGAAAAUUCUUUGCUUGAUAACUAAUUUUUAAAAUAAUUAUUUUCAGUAUAUUUAAAGGGAGGGGGUGAGGACAAAAUAUUUUUUGAUUCUGUGUAGAGGUUUGGAUUUAUUUCCUCAUAAAAGAAGGCUGCUGUUGGAGUCCUACUAAUAAUAUGACAGUUAACCUUUUUCACUAAUUCAAUGACAACAUUAAUGAUUGUGUUGGCAAUGAAGUCUAAAUUCCUUUAACUGGUGGGGCAGGGGGAUGCAUUCUCAAGGUUGGUUCAUUGGCUAUGGAAGAAGCUAAUACCUUACACUACACAAAAAAUAGAACUUGUUAGAAAAAUAUUAGCAAACAGCAAGGGAGAAACCAUUGUUGGUUUGGGCAGAUUACUGGCUAAUGGAGCUCCCUGGACCUGUCCUGGUCAUGGCACACCACAAUUUUAUUUUUUGUUGUUAUUGCUGUUAUGCCCCUAAGUCAAGGAUAGCUUGAUGCAGAUAGCUUGAAGCUUUCUGUUAAGUAGCUCCCUGAACCAAUAUGUUAGGGUAAGGGAGGGCUCCAUGCUGAGUCAGUGAUAGUUUGAGCCACUUGUAGAUUAACAAUACAGAAAUGUGGCUAUAAAACAACUCUUAAUUCUGUGAAUAAGCAUCUAUUCCAGCUGUUAGAUGCUUUUUGUCUCCAGUUUCAGACUACCACAAAAUGCAUUUCCAGAUCAUUUUCUUUAGACAAAACAGCUUGCAUAAUCCAACCUUUGUGUUGGAACUUAUUUUUUCCAUGUAAUUAAAAGCCUUUGAGUAUCUUGACAUUUACUACAGUAGCAAUGUAAUAUCCUUGAUUAUUGCAACACACUUUAUAUUAGUAAAGCAGGGUGUUGGCUGCAAGAUUGCUGCACUCACAUUCUUCCCUCCUGCCUUAAUCUAUUUAAUGCUGUAAGAUGUCCAUAGUUUGGAGCAGAAAGGCAGUUUGUUCUUUUAUGGGGACUAAUGGUCUUUUUAUAUUGAUUCCACCAGCUGUUUCUUGGCAUUGGGGGGAAAUUAUAAAUGAUCUUACUUCAAAUGAAAUUUUGUAGGUGUUUAUCUGUCCCCCACCCUUCAAUGACACUAACUUUAAAACACAAUCUACUUUUACUACAUUGCUUGCUUCAGUUCUGUGACUUGGCUGUCUGCUUUGAAGAAUAAAUGCAAUUAUUUUUAAUUCCGUUUUUAAACAAACAAACAAACUUGCAUCUUAGCAAAUGCUGCUGCUUUGUACAUUAAUACCCAGAGGUCUACUAUCCUUUUGGACCAAAGUCUACAGUCCUGCAGUGGAAUAUUCAAUAAGUGGUUUGAAUCUUCAUAUUAAGUAUAUGAUGUUUAAGCUACUUAAGGUGGUAUACUUACACUAACAGCACAAUCCUAAACAAAUUUACUUACUUUGUAAGUACCUUCUUUUUUCACAGUACCCGCAAGAAUAGCUAGAUGGAAGUUACUCCAGAAGUAAUCCAGUGGUGCUUAUUUGGAUUUUUAGAUCCAAAAUCCCUUUAGCAUGUCUUGCAUGAAAGAAAUGUAGAAUGCAAAUGUACAUCUCCAUGACUUCUGUGGGGUUGAGAUGACUUGCAAAUAUGUCAAAUUUAAAUGACUUUCCAAAUGGCAGAUUGGGGUUGAUACAUACCACAGUAUUCCCAUGCAUGAAAACAGUUUGGAGUCAUCCUCAGCUGUUUGAGUAUCCAUCAAGAAUAACUUUAAUGAAUAACUGUAGCAAACAAUUAACAGUUAGCAGUUGGACUUAACUAAGAUAAAAUGACUACAAUUCCCCCAGAGAGAAUUGGGAGAUUGCAGAAAUGGCCAUCUGAUGGCAUGUGUCAUUUAGAGGACAUGGAAGCUGCCUCACUUUACUGUAUUUUUAAGUUGUCCUGUGGAUCCUCCUGGAUCAAACAACAGAGUAUAAUUCAAAUAUUAAUAAAUGUGACUUUACACAUACAUGAAGGGCAAUUUCCAUGCCUGUGGGAGCCCUUUUUCUCUGCCAGUGUAAUCAUGGCAACCAUUAUUGCUAUAACCAGUUUAGCAGCCAAGUUCAUGCUGUCUUUCCACUCAAGGAAAUUAGUCUCCUAAGGCUGGUUCAAGGCAGCGUGUAGGUGGUAGAAAAGUGCUAAGUGAGAACAAAUCCCAAGUAGUAUUUGUUUCUUUUGUUGGCAUCUUGUUAAAGUUCUAUAAGCUGUAAGAUUACAUUUAUUUUUUAUGUAAUAUUAAUGUUUUAGUGUUUUGCAUUUGUAUUAUUUUUUUAAAAAGACAGCCUGCACUGAUAUAUUUCCUUGCUAUUAUUUAUGUGCAUGCAUUUUAUUUGUGUGCAUACUUUCUACUGACUGCAUGUGCUAAACGUUGUAGGUUGAGUGGCUGAGUUUCAUUACACACAGCAUCAAUGUUGGUAGUCAGCAAAAAAAAUCCUCUUGUGGUUUAUGUUCUCUUUUGUCCUCCAUGGAGGAAUUAUUUGGAAUUCAUAUUCACUUCAUGUCAUAUUUUCUUGUCUGCUCAGAUAUGAAGAUUUGCUUUAAUAGCUAUUGACAAUGAGCAGAACUAUCUAGCAAACUUCAUUAUUUAUCAUUAUCUUUAAUAAACUGCUUCUAUCUCCACUAGCUUUAAGCAGAAGUGACCAACCUAUGGCCCCUGAGAUGAGUUGGACUCCAACUCCCAUCAUCCUUGAUAAUUGGCCUUGCUGGCUGAGGUUGAUGGAAGUUUUGAGUCCAACAGUGGAGGGCUACAGGUUAGCCACCUCUUCAUUAAAGCAGGGUCUUCAUCAUACAAUUAAAAAUGUUUAUUUAGGAGGAUUUCAUUCCAUGUAAAGGAUCAGAAGCAUAGAAACUAACAUUUUGCUGCAUUUCAACCAGCAGAUUGUGCCACAAACAGCUUUCUCUUGUCUUUUUACUGCCUUCAAUGGAGAGCAGGUUUGUGGUCCUGUUGACAUUGACUCUCUAUAAAGCUCUGGGCACCUCAUAAUUUAGGUUCUUUGAUGCAGAUUCAUGACCUGGAAGUAAACAAACAUUCUUGCAUUCUGAGUUGUUGUGCCAAAGCACCUAUUCUGAAUAUGACAUGAGUUGAGGCUGCAUGCAGCUUGUUUGGCUUUUAAAGCCUAUUGACAACUGCCGUUGUAUAGUUCUGAUCUAUGAAAACCAUUUAGAGGUUUUUCCAUUGAAUUCCUCAGGAGUGGGCUGCAUCCUAAUUUUGCAUGGUUCACAUUGACAAAUAUUUGCUGGUUUGGGAAUCUUACCUGGUUUAAUAAGCUGAAAUAUGAACCAGCCUUCAAACCACAGCAUCAUACCCUGGUUUGUUCCACAGUGGUUAAACCAUUGUUUCACUGUUAGGAUGGCACAAGAAAUUUAGUGUUAACUGGAGAUUUUGUGCUUGUUUGCUCCCCUGAAAGGAAGAACAAAAGGGCUACGCACACAUUUACAAUCCCCAUUCACAUGUUGGUGUAUUAAGCCACAAUAACGAUCGGCCAAAUGCAGCCAUUGUAUGCCUAAAAUGUAGGUAAGGAAUGGGGAACUUGGGACCUUCCGCAUGUUGGACUACUAGUUCUGUCAGCCUCAGCCAGCAUGGCCAAUGGUCAGGGAUGAUGGAAGUUGGAGUCCAGCCACAUCUGGAGGUCACCAGUUCCUUAUGCCUGAUGUAGAUCAUAUUGCUUUUUAAGCUUUUAACAACAUGCACAAAAUAUUAUUUAAAAAAUAAUACUAUAUAUAAUAUAUAGAUGCCUUAUUGACAGUGUAUUAAGCAAGUGCCCAUUGCAAACCUUUAAAGGAAAAAAUGGGUUUUGGAAAGGUCAUGCUUGCUUGUAUGUAGUCAUGAGUAGUAAUUACGGUACUUCUGAUUCUAACCACAAUUUGGUACUAGGCCCCAGUGAUGUAACUGGGAUUUACGGCACUUGCAAAUGUACACAUUCACGAUUGCAUCAUUAAAAGAGCCAUGCCGUGAGGUAGGGAGGUUACGUGGUUAGUGUUUGGAGAGGAGCACUGGGGUUCAAAUAGUUUUAAAAAACAAAAAGCUAUGGGGAAGUUAGAAUGAAUUACGUUGAGAUUAACUGCUUCUUCGAGCAAAAUGCAUGGAUUUAAAUUAUCCAGGCAUUUUUGAGAGUGCCCAGCUUUGGUCUAGUUUUAGUGAACAUUUCAGCAGCCGCAUGAUGCUGAUUCAUCUGGGUGCAUUCAUGUGAAAAUUGCUCAUUUGGACAAAAUGCAACAUCCCCCAAAACUCUCCUGUGAAUUGCAACUAUUGUCGCACCCUCUACAGAUAACGCUGCUUGGAUAGUUCAGAUGAACAAAACAUCUUCAUUUGUACUGAGCCUGGGAGUUGCUUCCAGAGCCAUCCAUGCAUUGUAACCAUUAUACUGGAGGUAGUGUUCAGUUUCCAAUCCCAAAACAAUAGGACAGCAUGGCAGGCAGCUGACCGCUUGAUGUUACCUACAGCUUUGAUCCUCAUAAUAUAAAUUUUUUGGGGGGGGGGGAGUAUGACAAAAUGUCCUUGUGAUAGCUGGUAUUCUUAAGGAAUAUUAUUGUAGAAGACCUGGCAUGAGGAAGGAUGUGUGCUCCGGUACCAAGCACUUUUUUCUUGGUUUGCAGACAACUGCCUGAUUUGUGAACACACACCUAGUCUUGUAUGGAGCUACAAUAUUCAGUGGACUGGUGAAAUGCUGAAUGGUUGUUUUCUUGUGUCUUCGCAUUUGAGUCAGAUAAUUCCAGCUGGCUCACACUAUGCAUUAUGCUAAUAGCAAUCUCUGGAAUUCAAGGGCACUGAAUCUUCUGCCCAAUGGCCUGUUUCUUUGUGGGAGGAGGGAUACUUAAUACGAUAUAAUUCUUUUUAACCACUGAAGUAUAAAUAAGUCUGCCCCAUGAAUGGAAGGAUUUGACAUCUUAGGCAAAGCAAAAGGCUGGAUUUGAAAUGUUAAAGACCUUGUUGUGGAUACCUGAUUUUUUUUCCUAUUAAAAGAACUGAUGUAUUUUGAAUGGGAUGAUGGAAACAGAGCAAGUGUAAUCGUGACAAUACUGGGCAAAAACAACAUUGUCUUGUCUCAAUAAAGUUAGUUCAAUGUAA